AUGCGGAUUGUCAUCUCCGAGACAGCAGACCAGGUAGCGGACUACGCGUCUAAGUACGUGAUCGCAUCGAUCAACGACUUCAAGCCGACGGAAGACCGACCGUUCGUGCUUGGGCUGCCGACAGGCGAGACACCAAUGCGCACGUACCAGAAGCUGAUCGUUGCGUACCGCGAGGGCCGCGUGACAUUCAAGAACGUUGUUACGUUCAACAUGGACGAGUAUGUCGGGCUGCCGGCGGACCACCCGGAGAGCUACCACUACUUUAUGAAGCACAACUUCUUUAACUAUGUAGACAUCCCGGAGAAGAACCGACACAUCCUGAACGGGAACGCGCCGGACCUGAUCGAGGAGUGCCGUCAGUACGAGGAGAAGAUCAAGGCCGCUGGCGGUAUCCACCUGUUCCUCGCAGGGAUCGGGACGGACGGUCACCUUGCGUUUAACGAGCCCGGAAGCAGUCUGUACAGCCACACGCGUGUGAAGAGUCUGAACGCGGAGACAAUGAAGAGCAACGCGCGGUUCUUCGGCAACGACGUGUCGCGCGUGCCGACGAUGGCACUGACGGUGGGGCUGCGCACGAUCAUGGAUGCAAAGGUUGUGCUGAUGAUGGCGACUGGUGCCAGCAAAGCUCUCGCGGUUGCGCGGUGCGUGGAGGGCGGGAUCACGCACAUGUGCACUGCGACAAUGUUGCAGAUGCACCCCGCCGCGGUGCUAUGCCUUGACGAGGACGCGACACUGGAGCUGAAGGUGCGGACGACGCGCUACUUCAAGUCGCUGCUGAGAACGGAGAAAGCACUGGAGGAGCGCCAGAAGAACAUAAAGCGCGCUGAUUCGAAACUGUAG
Leishmania braziliensis MHOM/BR/75/M2904 is the source of this 840-nucleotide messenger RNA. RefSeq names its product putative glucosamine-6-phosphate isomerase. Bases 1 to 840 code for a protein of 279 amino acids. The record is from RefSeq and is a predicted model, not a curated record. Lineage: Eukaryota; Euglenozoa; Kinetoplastea; Trypanosomatida; Trypanosomatidae. Gene Ontology annotation, molecular function: identical protein binding; glucosamine-6-phosphate deaminase activity. The transcript has a single exon. Gene Ontology annotation, cellular component: cytoplasm. Gene Ontology annotation, biological process: N-acetylneuraminate catabolic process; carbohydrate metabolic process; N-acetylglucosamine catabolic process.